ACGCAUGCGCAGGUUUUCACUCGCACGCAUGCAUGCAUGCAACGGUCAAAGGUGAACACAGGUUUCGUUCCUCGUCGAGUCAGAAGAAGGCGCAAAACCAGCACAUGCUGCUUUUAUGCUGAUAUUACUCCAAAGGACUACUCCCAGAGGAUUAAAAUUUGUGUUAGAUAAAGAGUGGGCGUUAAAAAGAACUCUCGUCUUCUUUUCUCCGUCCAUACUCCCAUCGAAAAGGAACGGAGGACGGAGAAUGCCGCCCAAGAAGAAGGAGGUGGAAGGCCCUGGACCUCUCCUGGGUCGCUUUGGGACCUCUCUCAAAUGUGGGAUAGUGGGUCUUCCCAAUGUAGGGAAAUCCACGUUCUUCAACGUAUUGACCAAAGCUUCUGCUCCAGCUGAGAACUUUCCAUUCUGCACCAUCGACCCCAAUGAAAGUAGGGUAGCUGUCCCUGAUAGUCGCUAUGACUUUCUGUGUGAGCACUGGAAGCCGCCCAGCUGUGUCCCGGCCUACCUCCACGUGGUCGACAUUGCUGGUCUGGUGAAGGGGGCUCACGAGGGACAGGGAUUAGGGAAUGCCUUUCUCUCCAACAUCAGUGCCUGUGAUGCAAUCUUUCAUGUUGUCAGGGCAUUUGAGGAUGAGGAUGUGACCCACGUGGAGGGGGAUGUAAACCCAGUCAGAGAUCUGGAGAUAAUCAGCGAAGAGCUGAGACUCAAAGACGGCGAGUGCCUCAAGAAGGCUAUGGCAGACCAGGAGAAGGUAGCAACUCGCGGUGGAGACAAGAAGAGAAAGCCAGAGAUGGAGUGUCUGGUGAAGGUGAGAGAGGUGCUGGAGGAGGAGAAGAAAGAUAUCCGAUUUGGGACCUGGAGCUCAGGCGACAUUGAAGUUCUCAACAAACACCUGUUCCUGACGGCCAAGCCUGUCAUCUACCUGGUGAACCUCUCUGAGAAAGACUACAGGAGGAAAAAAAACAAGUGGUUAUCCAAGAUCAAGGAGUGGGUGGACAGCAGAGAUCCACAUGCCCUCAUCAUACCAUUCAGCGCUGGACUAGAACUCAAGCUGUUUGACAUGCCAGAGGAUGAGAAGAUGAGGUUUUGUCAGGAGACAAAGACACAGAGUAUUUCUGUGCUCAGUGCACUGGGGAAGAUCAUCGCUACAGGCUACCAGACCCUCAAUCUCCAGUGUUUCUUCUACCUGUGGUCACGAUGAAGUGAGGGCUUGGACCAUCAUGAAAAACACAAAGGCACCGCAGGCAGCGGGCAAGAUACACACUGACUUUGAAAAGGGGUUCAUCAUGGCCGAGGUGAUGAAGUUUGAAGAAUUCAAGGAACUUGGUUCAGAGUCUGCAGUCAAGGCGGCAGGGAAGUAUCGCCAGCAGGGACGGAACUACAUUGUAGAAGAUGGGGACAUAAUAUUUUUCAGGUUCAACGCCGGAGCUGGACUAACUACGAAGAAAAAGUAGUUCUUGCAAUUUCUUUCUAGCAAUUUAUAUACAACCAUUACGUGAAUUUUAUCGUGCUUAUUAUUAACACUGUCGUAUGUACAUUAUUACGUACACGCAAAGAAAUUUCAAAAAUUAUCUCGGUAUUGUUACAAUCAGUUGGAAAAAGUGCAGUGAAUCAUGUCGGAAUGUGGUUUAAUUGGUUAAGCAUUGCUGGUGCUUAAAAAUGGUGCAAACAUUAGAUUAUACAUGUAGACCUGCCAAUUUCAAGUGAUGAGAGGGAGAUUCAUAAUAUUGUAGAUACAAGUGAAAAAUCACACCUCUAUUGUGUCGGAAAAUCAGUAAGUGUGAGCGUAAAAAAAUAGGAAAGGGAUGGAUGAGUCGGGAGGCAAACUAUUAGAGGGUUUUUUUAACUGCCGAGAGGAAUGACAACUGGAAGAUUGGGACAGAACACUCGGAUAUAACGGGGCAUUGGUUCAGUUGACCGGGACGUCGCUGAAGAGAUCGUCCUCGAGCGGAAAAGCACACGAGUUGGUAGAGUCGGCAUCGGAGGUGAUAAACUCGGGUUGCUGCUCGGAGUCCAGUGGUGGGAGCUCGAGACUGUCUGGGCAGUUGGUUCCCCCUCCUGCAGUGCUGCCACUGUUUGCCUCCUUCUCUCGCAGCUUCUGGUGGGUCUUGGUGUGCUUGUUGAGGUGGUCGCUGCGCAUGAACCUCUUCCCGCACUCGACGCACACAAACCUCUUCUCCCCCGUGUGUGUCCUGAGGUGUCGCUGUAGUUCGUCCGAGCGAGUGAACCGCUUCCCACAGUAGAGCCAGUGACAUAUAAAUGGCCGCUCACCCGUGUGCCAGCGGAUGUGUGCGCGAAGGUGGGACGUCUUUCCGUACACCUUGGAGCAGUUGGGAUAGUGGCACACGUGCUGUUUCUUUCUCGGAGAGCCGUCCGGGUUAGUGGCCUUGGAGUUGGCGCCACUGGCACAGUUGGGGCAGGUGCACGCCACACGUCUGAGGCGCCUCUGCUGAGCAGGAAGGGCCGCAUCGAAGAAGUCAGUUCCAGUAGGAGCACAUACUGUGGUCCCCCCACCGCCACUGGGCCACGAAGGGAAGCUGUCCAGGUGAUGGAGCUGAGUCGAUGCAGCGGAAGGUUCAUGAGAAAGACUGUUCGGAGGAGCAGAGAGGGGAGGAGGAGGGAGGCAAGAAGGAGAGAUCGGGGAGAGCGGGCGGACGAUGUGGUAGGCAGCAGAAGUUCCGGGAGGGUACGUAAAGGAGAGGGUUUGGCCAGCAACGGGCAAGGGCGGGGCUGACCAAGGGGACGGCCCCACCGCUACAGCGUGGACCGAGACUGGCGGCAUGGAACUGUCGCUACCACUGCCGGCAGCACUCCCGGAAGGUAGCUGAGGAUGCUGGUGCUGGGACGUCGACCACCACUGUUGCGCCGCCACUUGUUGCGCAGUGGGACUCGCGGAACCGCCCGCAGAGUCCGCGGAGAACGGGCAUGGGGAUGCAAAGUUGUUCCCGCCGUUGCAGGCCGGAGAAUGCGCCUCGGUCUUGGCUAUCAGUGGUGGUGGUAGGCCUGGACAAGUAGUAGGUGAGGAGAGGCUCGGUUGACAGACCGCGGCCGAAACGAGCGGCGGGGGUGCAAGGGAGUGUGGAACUAUUCCUUGCAAGUGAUGAACCGUCGGUUGCACAUAAUGUCGUGUGGUCGGGUCGCCGUUUAGAAGUGAGGUAGCCGUGUUAAUAUUAGUAGAGGCCUCGGAGAUUCCGCCGCUUAGGCCCAUGUCCGUCUCAUGUACGCUGGGAGACAGCACGCCGCUAACCGAGGCGCUGUAAGACGGAGGGGGGACGGCAGUCGAGGGAGAGUGAACGUCGCAGGUGAACUGAGACUUUGAAUAAGUGAACGGAGCCGCAGAGUAGGGAGGGGAGUGGAAUGUUGCUGCUGAAACGGGAGAAAGCGCUCCCACGAGUGUUUCGCCGCCGACGGCAUUGUAGGACUGAUACUGCGAGGACGGAGGAUUCACGUAAACGACGGCCGUACCGGGCUGGGUACUGGAGAUCUCAGCGUACUGCAGAUCGCUGAGACUCCCGGCCGAAGUCGUCAACUCGAGGUGCUGGGUACCCCCCGCAGGUUCAAACGUCGCCGCGUCCUUCAAGCCGACGAUGGCAUAGUCGCCGUGCUUCUGGAACAGGCCGUCGUGCCGUUGCUGCUGCAUACUGCACACCGAGGAUAGC
Messenger RNA from Geodia barretti, 3659 nucleotides. NCBI's taxonomy places the organism in Eukaryota, Metazoa, Porifera, Demospongiae, Tetractinellida, Geodiidae. The record is from the annotation of a GenBank genome assembly.